Messenger RNA from Prorocentrum cordatum, 673 nucleotides. NCBI's taxonomy places the organism in Eukaryota, Dinophyceae, Prorocentrales, Prorocentraceae. The record is from the annotation of a GenBank genome assembly.
GGGGGCGCGGGCCCCUCCUCUGGAGGGCGGGCCGUGCGGGCGGAGGCCAUACUCGCCCGGAGGCGCCCGGCGGGCAGGCGCGGGGCUCGAGCAGGGUCCGCGGCGGGCACGGGCCCUCGGGAGGCACUGGCCCGUGCUGAGCAGCGACCAAACAGACAGGGCGCCCGAGCACCCGAGCGGCGGGCCGAGGGGCGCGGGCCCGCUGCCAGGGGGGGCGCGCGGCGGCUGCCGCAGGUCUGUGCCAGGCGCGCCAGCCCCCCCCCCCGCUCUCCAGCAGUCGACACGAGGCCGCGUGCGCUGCCGCACGCGCGGCCAACAAGGUGAAACGCCGCAGCUGCACUCGCAGCACGCGCGGCGCGCGCCUCCAGUAGAAGUGCACGCGCUGCACGUGCGGGUCCAUUGCUGCACGCCGUGGGCGGGGGCGCAGAGGAGGUGCCGGAAAGGCGCCGAGGAGGAGGAGGAGGAGGAGGAGAACGAGGAGGAGGAGGAGGAGGCCUCCGAAGGGCGCGCCCUUCCUGCGGGGAGGCGGCCUCCGGCGGAGGGCGCCCGCGCGAGAGGCCGCGAGAGAGGCCGCGGGCGAGCACCGAGCUGCGGCGGCCGCGGGGACGGCUCGCCGCAUGAAACAUGGUCUACCUUGCGGACGCCCCGAGAGGCGCGACGCGCUGUAGAGUGA